Dryobates pubescens (Downy woodpecker) is the source of this 1740-nucleotide messenger RNA. It is a transcript of the gene CACFD1, whose product is annotated as calcium channel flower domain containing 1. Bases 75 to 599 code for a protein of 174 amino acids. NCBI's taxonomy places the organism in Eukaryota, Metazoa, Chordata, Aves, Piciformes, Picidae. Gene Ontology annotation, cellular component: membrane. The record is from RefSeq and is a predicted model, not a curated record. Gene Ontology annotation, biological process: vesicle-mediated transport. The transcript has 5 exons.
ACACGUCCUGCGCCGCUGGGGCUCGGGAGGGGAGCGUGGUGCUGCCCUCCUGACCCCCCGGGAGCUGGGCUGCCAUGAGCUCUCAGGAUGAGCAGUUCCCAGCAGCAGCCCCUCAGGCAGCAGCUUCCUCCAGUGAUGAUGGCAUGACCUGGUGGUACAGGUGGCUCUGCAGGAUUGCCGGGGUCACCGGGGGCCUGUCCUGUGCCUUUGCUGGCCUCUGGAACUGUGUCACCAUCAACCCCCUGAACAUCGCAGCUGGCGUCUGGAUGAUGCUCAAUGCCUUUGUGCUGUUCCUGUGUGAGGCUCCCUUCUGCUGCCAGUUCAUCGAGUUCGCCAACGCCGUCGCUGCCAGGGCGGACAGGCUGCGGCCCUGGCACAAAGCUGCCUUCUACUGCGGGAUGGCCGUGGUGCCGGUGAUGCUCAGCCUGACGCUGACCACGCUCUUCGGCAACGCCGUCGCCUUCGGCACCGGAGUGCUCUACGGCCUCUCCGCCCUGGGCAAGAAGGGAGAUGCCAUCACCUACGCCAGGAUCCAGCAGCAGCAGAAGCAGCUGGAUGAGGAGAAGCUGACAGGGACCCUGGAGGGACAGGCUCUGUGAAGCACCUGAGCUGGACACUCAGAUGGUGAAGAUGUGGAGAUCCCCUCUGCCCUCCCCUCUCCCCACCCCCCUCUCCCUUACCCUGUGAUUUCCCUGGACACUGCAGCAAGUGGAGAUCUCAGGGGCUGGGGCAGGCUCUGCCCUCUUCUCUCACCAGCAGCCAGACCUCAGUGUGUUGGUCUCUCUCCUCCUCUACCCUCACCCAGACAUCUCACAGUCCUCCUGGCUUUUAAUUUAUGGAGUUUGGGGUUGGUUUUCUCCUUUGCUGCAGUGGUGCUGGCUCUGUGCUGGCUGCUUUGCCAGCCUGAUCAGGUAACCUUGCCUUGGACAAGGCAGCCAGGGGAGCUGCUCCUGGGUGGGCUGAGCGUGGGCAGGGCACAGGUGCCAGCCCCCUGCCUCUCUGCUGCUCUCACAUGGGGCUCAGGGAGCUGCUGGCUUCACACCCUGGGGGUCAGCUGCCGUUGCACAGGCCACAUUUCCCAGGUCUGAUCACUAAGCCAGGGUCUGGCAACAGAUGGUGAUGCUUAAGCUGGGCCUUGUUCCACUGAGGCUGUUCCAGCACAGGCACUGAUGCAUGGGGAAAGACCUCAGCAAAAACCUCAUGUAGAGACAAGAACCAUCUGCAGAGGAGCUGCCAGAGGUGCUGGGGCACACCCUGGAACCCACAAAGCACAGUCCCCACCUCCUCUGGAUGCAGCCUCAGGUAGCUCCUGCAACCUACUUGAAUUACAAUGAAUGACUUUGUCUCACUGAGGGGAAUUUGCUUCUGCCUCCCUCUUUGGCUGGGGCAGGAGGGAAAUAAGGGCUUGCAGAAGGGUGCUGCUGCUGGAGCCAAGGGGGAUGCUCUGCUGGUGUGCAAGGGCAUCCUUCUCUUGUGAGCCUGGGGCUCUCUUCUCUUACCUCUCACUCCCUGCAUCUGCUGCUGCUUGCACCACCCAUCCCUCCACAGCAGGGGCCUGCUCUUUGCUUCUGGCUGGUCCAUUCUUUGGGCUGGUGGUGUUGGGGACCACCUCUGGAGGGGUUUUUGUCUGGGGAGGUGAAACAUCCUUCCACUGCAGGCACAGAGGGGCCUGGAGCCUUGCUGGCUGGGCAGCUGGGAUGUCUCUGCAUCCUCACUCCAGGCUCCACCAGUGGCUUUUGC